Molecule: messenger RNA, 1845 nt
Organism: Pieris macdunnoughi
Lineage: Eukaryota; Metazoa; Arthropoda; Insecta; Lepidoptera; Pieridae
Source: the annotation of a GenBank genome assembly
AUGGAUUUAUUUAUUAUUAACAGAUAUACAGGAGAUGCUGAAGACAAUAUAGCAACUCAAGAAUCAGUUCAUUUACUUAAACUAAAGCAAGCAAUUGAAGAUAGGAAAAAAGCGUCUUCACAAAAACUAGGUUCUGAAUCUUGUGAACCUGCAACCAAAAAUGAAAAACAUGAAGACAAUAGCGAAUUACAAAUUGAUAAUAUUUAUGUGGAUGUUGAGCAGAAUCCAUUGAAGGAGUUGAAAGAAAAAGUUGUAAUAACAAAUGUUGAAAAGACAAAUAUUAUUAAUGAAUUUAAAGUACUUGGAAGUAGUGACUUUGAGAAAAAACCGAAGGUAGAAAGAGUUUUACCAUAUUGGUUGUCUCAUGCCUAUAGUGUGUCCAAGAAUCUUCAAAAGCUCAAAUGUAACGUAGAAGACCAAGCAUGGUUACACAGUACACUGAAAAAGACCUUGGCAAGUGAGGGAGUUUUUAAAUUGUUUCCAGUACAAGAACAAGUUAUUCCAUUUAUAUUGAAAGAACAGAGCUUACCUGCUCCAUUAUGGCCACAUGAUGUGUGUGUUUCUGCUCCAACAGGUAGUGGAAAGACACUAUGCUUUGUUUUACCAAUCAUUCAGAGUCUGAUGCCAGAACUAGGACACCACAUAAGAGCAUUAGUAGUGCUGCCUGUUCAAGAAUUAGCCACACAAGUAUCUGCUGUAUUUCGAAAAUAUUGCACUAAUACUGGUCUUAAAGUGGCAUUGUUAAGUGGAGCAUCACAAUUGCAAAAGGAACAACAACAAAUAUUAAAAAAUACUGAAACUCAUGGCUGGAUCAGCACAGUAGACAUAAUUGUUUGUACAGCAGGAAGAUUAGUUGAACAUCUACAAAAUACUGAAGGAUUUACACUAAAAUAUUUGAAAUUUCUUGUUAUUGAUGAAGCUGACAGAAUUAUGGAUAAUAUACAAAAUGACUGGCUUUAUCAUAUGUAUAAGCACAUUCAACUGGAAGGCCAUGCUUCAAACAAAAUUGCCCAACUAAAUUGGGAUUUCAUAUGCAACACAAGAAACCCACCUCAAAAACUUCUUUUCUCUGCAACUUUAUCACCUGAUCCUGAACUACUAGAGCAGUGGGGAUUAUUUCAACCAAAAUUAUUCUCGGUUGCACCAAUAUCUGAUACUUUGGACAAAAAUUCUAAAAAAUAUUCAACGCCUGAUGAAUUAAAAGAACAAUUUGUUACAUGUUCCACAGAAGAAAAGCCAUUGAUUCUUUAUCACUUCUUAGUAGAACAAAAAUGGGACAAAGUUUUAUGCUUUAUGAAUUCAGGGCAAUCAGCACACAGAUUAACGGUACUUCUUAAUAAUUGGGCAGAAGGAAAGAUAAAAGUGGCAGAAUUGUCAGCUUCUCUUGAUAGAUCAUCUAGAGAAAAUGUGUUAAAGAAAUUUAGACUUUCUGAAAUAAAUGUAAUUGUAAGCACUGAUGCCUUAGCCAGAGGAAUUGACAUACCCGACUGCAACUUUGUAUUGUCAUAUGAUCCCCCAAAAAAUAUAAAAACAUAUGUACAUAGAGUAGGGCGCACUGGAAGAGCUGGCAGACUUGGAAAUGCUGUAACUUUUUUGGUUCAGAAUCAACUUCAAAUGUUCAAGGAAAUUUUGCAAUCAGGAGGGAAGGAGAAUAUUUCUCAAAUAGAAUUUACAUCAAAUAUGUUGGAGCCGCUAAUAGACAGUUAUCAGAGAGCAAUACAAUUUACUAAAGUAUCAAUUCAAAGUGAAAUUGAAAACAAAGUCAAAAAGUCCAUUGAACUAAAGAGAGGUGCUAAACAGAAAGCACGAAAAAGAAAACUCAGUGAAAAUAAAAGUAAUAAUUAG